GAAAAAGUUAAAACCGGAAGUGUGGCAAUUAGGACUUCCCAUUUUGUCAGAAAAUGAAAACAAACAAGAAAAAACUAACAUUUAAGUAAAGACUGGAAGAAAAUCAGAUCUUUGAUUGAGCAACUGUAGUGAUAUAUGACCUGACAACUGUAUGAAGCAGCAUGAGUGCUAGCCAGGAUUCUCCGAAUAAGAAAGUUUCUCAUCAUACUGAAAAAGAACUGCUUGUUGAUAAAAAGAAUACAGAUUUUGCUGAAAUCAAGCAUACACCUUCCACUGGGGAAACCAGUCAACAAAAUUUAAAAAUUCUUCUUCCUGUUAAGAAAAGAAAAAUAGAAAAUGUGAAAAGACAGCGUGCAAAAAAUUCUGAUGUGUCUCAAAAACAGUGCAAGCUGGAUUUCCCGCCAUGUAAGGUGUGUCUUGGUCGUGGAUCUGGGCUUCAUUACGGAGUGAAUAGUUGUGAAUCAUGUAAAUCAUUCUUCAGGCGUUGCUUGACGAGAAAAGAUGAGUACAAAUGUAUGAAAAACAAGGAUUGUCCGGUCACUUCACAGAUUCGUGGAAAUUGUUCAGGUUGUAGAUAUCAGAGAUGUUUGGAGGUUGGUAUGUCGAGAGAGGCUGCUUGUCUAGGGAGGUACACACUAUCUCGAAGAACGAGAACUAUAAUGGAGGCUAAAGGUGAGCCUGAUAGAAUGGAAAGUAAUCAAAAGUCAAAAGUUGAAGAGACAUCACCGAAGAACAAUUCAAAUGCUGGCUGGUAUAGACCUAAGGAAGAAUCUUUAGACGAAUCUGAUUCAAGAAUUAGUUCCAGUAGUCAAGAUAGGUUUAAUGUUCCAGUUGUCGAGGUUACCAUUGAUCAGGGAUCUGGAGUGAUUGUGAAAGUUAUACAAGAAGAGUAUGCUAGUUGUAUCUUACAGGAAAUGGAAUUAAUAAGUAAACUUGUAAAUGCCAUGGACCAAAUUAGACCGUUUGGUAGUAUCGUUACUGAAGCACAGAUUAAAGCAAAAAUACAAGAAGACUAUGAUAGUUACCACACAAAAGCCCAGGUCUUCGGAAAUAUGAAACCAGUUCCUCAGGACGAAUACUUUGCGCUACUUGAAUCGACCGGUAUUGAUAUUGACGGAAGACAGGAGUUUCUCCGUCAGUCAGCGAUGUCGUGUCAGCCUGUUCUCCACAGUUACAUUGCUUUCGCUAAUGUUGUUCCCGGGUUCUCGUCAUUGUCUCUAGAAGAUCAGUGCAGCUUGCUAAAAACUUCACAUUUUGAAGUGUUUCUGUUCCUCACGUACAAAGGAUACGACCCAGAUCUCCAAAUGAUACUGACAGAAACAGGGAAAGCAUACCACAUUGACCAGGCAGCUGACAUCUUUUACUCCCGCAAUCUCAUUAAUUCCAUUUUUGACGUUUGCAAAAAGAUACAAAGUCUUUCAUUAACAAAAGAGGAAACAGCUUUAUUACUGGCUAUUGCUGUGACAUUUGGUGAUAGAUGUCUCCUCGAAGGCAGUCACAACGUUGACGAAAUUCAGUUGAAAGUUGUUCAGAUAUUUCGAUCCUAUUUAUCACGGACACGUCCGAGCAAUUCGAGUAGAUUUUUCACUAAAAUUGUUGAUUGUUUUAUUGCAAUGAGGGCGGUUAAUGACCAGUAUUUGAAGGAGUAUGGUGUGAUAUGCCAGGACAAGCUGGUUCAGAAAGAAGCUCCGAUAUGGUUAGCUUACAUUAAUGCAAAAACUGUGAGUGAGGGUGGUCAGCAGGCAAAAGCCAAGGCUGAAGAGGAGCAAGCUGUAGAAAAUCUGUAAAUUUCUCUCUGGGUAUAAUUUUUAGCUCGACUAUUCGAAGAAUAUGGGAGCUAUCCUACUCGCCCCGGCAUGAGCGUUAGUGCUGGCGUGAGCGUCACACAAAUGCUAAAAGUUUGCGAACCACCCCAAAUAUUUUCAAAGUCCAUUGAGUUAUUGCUUUUAUAUUUUGCAUACUUGUUUACCAUCAUGACCCCAGUCUGCAAAAAGGAGGAGGCAACUCUAUCAAGCAUUUUGACUGAAUUAUGGCCCCUUUUCGACUUAGAAUAAAUGUUAAAGUUUGUGUACCACCCCAAAUAUUUUCAAAGUCCAUUGAGAUAUUGCUUUGAUAUUUUGCAUACUUGUUUACCAUCAUGACCCCAGUCUUUAAAAAGGAGGAGGCAACUCUAUCAAGCAUUUUGACUGAAUUAUGGCCCCUUUUCGACUUAGAAUAAAUGUUAAAGUUUGCAUACCACCCAGAAUAUUUUCAAAGUCCAUUGAGAUAUUGCUUUGAUAUUUUGCAUACUUGUUUACCAUCAUGACCCCAGUCUGUAAAAAGGAGGAGGCAACUCUAUCAAGCAUUUUGACUGAAUUAUGGCCCCUUUUCGACUUAGAAUAUGCUUAUUGUAGUGUUAUAGUUUUACUCAUAGCUUAUAUUAUACUAUCAAGCGCUGAGAAUAGUCUAGCGUGCUGUCCACUGACAGCUCUUGUUAAAACUAAGAGUUAGACCAAUGUUUUCUGUAUAAUAUGUUAUUUUUAGAUACACACCCUUUCGCAAUAUUUUUUGACUUAGCCCUUUUUCAAGUGCAGAAAAUUCUAUUGAAUACAUUUUUGUGCAUUUCUGUUUGUCACUUCCACCCCUCAUACCUAAAUUGCUUGGAGGGAGAAGUCACUAAUCCCUAAAUGUUGAACUAAGGCUGAUCCCUAAGCAUUUAGAGAUUCAUGCUGAAUUUUACAAACUUAGGAAAGUACUUUCAUUUGUAAUUGAAAAUUAAAAGUCAAAACAGAAUAACUGUGUUAGCUCUAAGCAGUAUUCUCAAAUUUAUCACAACACUAACUUUGUGUGGUCUGGGGAAAUGUGCUGUGGGUUGACAAAGGGGGAUUUAUAACAUAAAAAUAUUUAAUUAGCACUAACAGUUGUUCAAGAAAUGAAGAAAAAUUGUGUUUUUAUAGAAAGGUAUUUAUUCCUAGUCGGGAACAUACUGUCUUUUUCUAUCUGUAAAAAUAUACUCUUGAUAUUAUAUUAUGUACUAUGUUGCCAUGGCAACAUUAAUUCUAAGAACCCUUAAUUUGGGAUAGGUAUUGGUAUAUUUUGAUGUUUUAUUGAAACUGCUUUAAUAGAGUAAUUCACUUUAAAUUUCAGGUCAUCCUUUACAUUAUUUAAAAUCAAAGUGAAACAUGUACCAGUAGUAUUAGGUCUAGCUUUUCUUCAAAGCCUGGGGAAGUGUGUGACAAUCUGUUGUUUGUAAUGACGUCUGUGAUAUCACAGGCUUUUAGCUGAGUAGUGAACUGAAAAUCUACAUCCUUUUUAAAUACUAAAAAAUUUACAUGAAAUUUAAAGAGUUUUGAGAAUUUUACCAUAAGGGUACUUUUUCUGGUCCAGAUAUGUAGAAAAACUAUCUUCUGUGCUAGUUAUACUGUUACCUGAUGGAAUGUGAAAGGAAUUUGAUUGGUUCAUUCGACUGUACUUCCACUACUUUUUAGGUAUGGACUUAAACACAAAAAACACUUGUUUAGUUUAUGCUAGUCACAUAGUAAAGAUUUGAUUGAAAUAGAAGUAAUUUAGCUGUACUUGAUAUAUUGAUUGAUAGAUAAAAAUAAUAUUUGUUUAGUCUUUGCUAGUCACACUGUAAAAAUUACUGACUUAGAAAAUUAUGUGUCUCCCAUCCACAAUUGUGAGGAGAUACACUGAUUUUGUCGUGUCUAUCUGUCCAUCUGUCACAACAGUUAAUCUGGAUUGCUAAUCUGAAAUUACUUGUAGGAUUUCAGUCAGACUUUGUCUCAAGGUUUAGCGCUUUAAGGCAGUUUUGCAUACAACCAACAUUUCACAGUUGAAUGACUUCUAAUAGAGUAGUGGUCCCUUAAAUGUCUUUAUCUGAGAUCCCUUUAUACUACAAUAUGCUUUGAUCUGUUAGAAAAUAAAUCUUAUCCACAAGUAAGCUUUAAGGGGUUUAAAACAAUCUUCAUAGAAUGACAGAUUAUUUUGGGGGUCAGAGGUCAAGGUUCAAGAGAUUUUGAGUCUUUAAAUGUUUUUUGCUCCAUAACUGAAUAAUCAUUGGGCAUACAGCUUUCAUACUUCAUAAGAUGAUUACUUGACCCCUAUUGCUUCAGGGAUAAGAAGGGCCAAGCUGAAGGUCACAGUGACCUGGAGAGUGAAAGGUGUUUGAGAUCAGUAACUACAGAACACAUGUGCCUACUGCCUUCAGACUCAAAGGAUUAUAGAAUUAUUGCCUGUCAUUAACUGUAAAUAGUAGAUAACCCCUAUUGCUUUGGUGGUCAGCUGGUCAAAGCUCAAGGAGACAGUAAAUUGUUACUGGUCAGUAACUGGGGAAUUCUUGGUCCUUUGGGUGCCAGAUUCUUUUUAAUGAUUAACUUUGGUCAGUAGAGAUAAUCAGCUUAUUAAAAAAAAUUGGCCAUUAUUUGGCCUAUUGCCUUCAAACUUGUUUGAAGUCAGUUGAUGAUCUAUUCUGUUGAAGCAGUUAACUAGUACAUCAAAGGUUAAGGUCACUGUGACUGAGACUUGCCAGUAACUGUGAUUGAGAGUUACAAAUUUCCAUGGAUUUCAGGAUUGCCAUUAGUCAUUGAAAUUAAAUCCCUAUGAACCAUUAUAAAUAACAGUUAUUUUAUCUUCAAAAUUCGAAAUACAGAGAAUCCUAUAUCCAAAACGAAAAAUCUGUUUUGGUCAAAACCACAAAGUUCUGUGCCAACAAGAUUAAAUGAUUUCACUGUAGUCAUUAACCUUUACCCUGCUAAAAUUUCUAAAAUGGACUGGUCUAUCAUUGAAUUUGGGCAGUACCAUUUAUUAUUUAAAGGGUAGGUCACUGAAAAUUUAAAGACUGAAUAGUGAACAGAGCAGAUCAUGAUCAGCCUGCGCAGAUGUGCAGACUGAUCUUGGUCUGCACUGUUGCAAAGGCAGAAUCACUUGCCGCCAACAGGCUAAAGGUUAAAGAGGAUUUAUCAUCAUUUCAAAACAUAUGUUAGACAGUCUGAUAGAGCUUUCUGAAACAUAAAUUGAAGUCAAAAAGAUACAAAAAAGAAAGAAAAAUGUUAAAGGUACAUAGUUUUUUUUUUAAAAAUAAAAUUCUGAAAUCAGUGGCAGCCAUUUUAUGUCAGUUGACAUCAUUUUUUCCCCCUUUAUUUAUUAUAUGUAAAUGUUCUCAAAUUUUCAUAAUUUUCACGAGUCACAAUUUUCAGCACUAGUUUUAAAUUUUAGCAUUUUCCUCCUUAAUUUGCUGAAUUGACAACUUUUCCAAAACGGUUAUAUUUUAUCUUUCUAAUGCUUUGAAAAAUUCUGAUGGACCUAAAUGUCUUGAACUGAUUGAAGCCAAAUUUAUGCUUAACUCAAAUCUGGCCUAAGUAUUUUUUCUGACUUUUUAUUGAAGGCUAAAACUGGAAGUAGAAUUAAAUUGAAUUAUACCUUGCUUGGAUGACUUCUAUAUCAAUCAUCUUUGAAUUUCUGUUGUAGCUAUUUUUAUCAAGUUGUCGGUGAUCAAAGUUUGUAGAGAUAAAAUUUGUUUUUAUUUUGUUAUGUAUUUUAUGAAUAAAUCAAACAUGUCUUAGCACAUGUACAAUUCAAGACAUUGAUGUUGAUCCUGUAUUUAGUUAUGAUCUGACAGAUAUUUGUAGAUUAUGAAUUUCUACUGAUGUAUCUUUACUGCCUCAGCUGUCGUUUUUUGUUCCUGGCUAUAUAUGUCUUUGAUUGUAAUAAACUAAAACAAUUUUUGUCUUGUAUACACUGUAUCUCUGAUAACUUCAGUUUGAAAGCACAUGUUUUGUUAUGCAUUUUACUAUGUUCUAUUCAAAGAAUAUUGAGAGGUAUUCUACUUGUCCGAGUGUACAGGUAGUUGUUGGUGUCGCGCUUGGUGGAAAGAUAACUCUGAAUUGAUUUUGAUAGGAAUUAUUUACCUACCUUGAAUUUGCUUUGAUUUAGUUAAGUUUUGUUAGCAACUUAUUUUGACACUGUCAAACUGUAUCUCAGUAACAUCAACAUGAUAUGGGAUUGAAACUUCACUGAAGACAUCCUUCUCAUCAGAUGUGCUUACAUAACUAUAUCAUGACAUCAGAAAUUUUAACUGACCAAUCAGAAAGCUGCAUUUUCAAGAACCUGCCAGUUUCCACUUUGGUAAAACGAAGUAUUUUUACUAUGACUAUAUAGUGACUUUAGAAAUAAAUACCACACUGUUUCAGAAAUCAAAUUAGAAUUUUGACUUUGUAUGCCCCAGAUGAUGCUACAAACUACAAAACUUCGAUGUUUAAUUGAAAUAUUACAUGGAUUUAAUACUUUGAUUUUAGUUUAAAGUUUUAGAAUUUACACAUUGAAGGAGUCUAUGAUAAAGUCCGAGUAAAAUGUAUUCAUUACCCAAGUGAAAUAAGUAUCAUUCAGCAAUGUUUUGGACAUGUUAAAAUUAUGAAUUCAUGUAAGACAACCAUUGAUUGAAAUAAAUUCAAAUCAUGGCUGGUAUUUGACUUUAAAAAUUAAAUUGAAUUUUUGCAUGCAAGUUGUUAUCAUUGCCAUAAUAAACUUUAAAUUGUAAUGGAAAUAACUUGGUUACGUAGGUCUUGCCUGACUAUUAAGAAAUUUAUAGCCAUUAUUUGAUAUGGAAAUUGCUGAAUACCGGUAUGAAAUGUCUGUGAAGUGUGCUGUCUUAUGGACAGCUCUUUUAAUAUGAUCAGGUUGCACUACACAUGUACAAAUGAUGAAAGAUUGUUAAAUUUACAUAUAAUUUAUGAAUACUGUACUGUUACUGUUUGUAGUGCUUGAUUGUAUUUUAUGUGAUACAAUGUAUUUUAUUUUAUUCAAAAAAUGAGAACUUCUUAAACUAAAAAAUAAAUGGUUUUACUUUCAGAAAUUAAUUUAUUCUUGGUAAAUUGAAAAUUAACAUAGAUAACAAGGAAAUUUGCCAGUCAGCUCUUAAAGAUUAGCAGGAAAGGAAUGUUAAUGUGUGAGCAUGCCCAAGGUGUAAACAUAUUGACUCUUACAAACAUUUUAAUGUCCCCCUGGUUUGGGGUCAGUAGUUUUUUAGAAACAGCUCUUGUACAAAAUAUUUUUGCUAGUGUAGAUGCUAGUAACAGUAUUUAUAAAUCCUUUAUUGAUACCUGAUUGACUGUUGAGGAUGGAUGAUUGAUCAGUGAUUUUGGGACAUGACAAGGAUGUGAAAGUUUUGGUCUUAAAUAAACCCAUCAAAACACACUUUAGCUGCAACAAUAUGAUUAAUGUAAGAAAAUGUAAGCAUUUAUUGAAAAAAAGCUUUGUAUUAACUGCUAGUUUUACAAUGUAUAGUGUACUUUUAUUUGCUGUUUUGGUCAUACAGUUGGGACCGGUGUUAACUUAUAAUGCUUAAAUGUGUCAGUAUUUUUAUGCCCCCAGCAUCUACUGAUGCGGGAGGCAUAUAGUGAUUGUCCUGUCCGUCCAUCCGUUCGUUCGUCUGUACAAGGUUAACCAAAUGGGACCGUUUUGUCUAGCAUCAAUACCCCUUACUAGAAAGACUUGAUUAUAAUGCAGAUGUAACCUGUGACCAUUACUCAUCUUCAGACAUCACCUGACCUCAGUUUGACCUUGACCUCAUUUUUUGACUUAGGUUGCUUGAUAUGGGCCAUCUCUUGGUUAACCAAAUUGGACCGUUUCGUCUAGCAUCAAUACCCCUUACAAGAAUGAAUUGAUACUAUUCAUCACCUGACCUCAGUUUGACCUUGACCUUGUUUUGGACUUAGGUGCAAAAUCUAUCGACAAGGAUGCCACUGGGGGCAUCAAGCGUUUAUUGUGAACGCAGCUCCUUGUUUUAAAACAUACAUUGUUUGUUGACUGAUGGUGAUUAGUUACGGUUGUAUUUCUUCUUACAUGUGUGCCUCUAUACAGUCUGGGAUGGUGCAAAUGAAAUUGUGAUUAAAUGUAAUUUAUUGUAAAAAAACAUGUAAUUGACUGUACCUGUAAUUUGUAAUUGAUGUUUUCAGUGAUGUAAUUAAAAUUUAAUUCAACUUAGAAUCUACAAAAUUCAAUUUCAGUUACUUUUCGGUUACAUAUUAGGAUGUACAGUGAACGUUUCAUCUUUACACCAUCAAACGUAAUGAUUGUACGGGUUAGCUAAUGAAAGACAAAAUGAGCUGCGCCAUGGGAAAACCAACAUAGUGGUUUUGCGACCAGCAUGGAUCCAGACCAGCCUGCACAUCCGCGCAGUCUGGUCAGGAUCCAUGCUGAACGCUAACAGUAUCUAUAAUUCCAAUAGGCUUUGAAAGCGAACAGCAUGGAUCCUGACCAGACUGCGCAGAUGCGCAGGCUGGUCUGGAUCCAUGCUGGUCGCAAAGCCACUAUGUUGGUUUUCUCAUGGAGCGGCUCAAAUAAUUCUGUUUGAAAAAAAAAGUCACACAGCUUGAUGACAGGAAUGAUAUUUGGCCUUUUUUGACUGCUUUACAAAUCUCUGUUAAUGUACUGCAGAUGUUUUUAUAUUGAUAUAGAAUCAGAAUAAUAAAUGAUAUUCUUUUUUAUAA
Molecule: messenger RNA, 8468 nt
Organism: Mercenaria mercenaria
Lineage: Eukaryota; Metazoa; Mollusca; Bivalvia; Venerida; Veneridae
Product: nuclear receptor ROR-beta-like
Exons: 2
Coding region: 162-1787 (541 amino acids)
Biological process (GO): regulation of DNA-templated transcription
Molecular function (GO): sequence-specific DNA binding; DNA-binding transcription factor activity; zinc ion binding
Source: RefSeq, a predicted model, not a curated record